AUACUCUUCCUCUUCCAUUGUUAGAUUUGGAGGUUAAAAAGCACCAGUCACUCGUUUAUCUAUCACGCUCUCCAAGGGCAGCUCUUGCCUUCUUUUGUCUCGUCGAAUUAUUAUUAUUCCUUGGAGAACAAACUAAGAUAGAGGUUUGUUCGCUUCGACCAGUUCGACCCUUUCUCUAAAUCGUAAUUUCAUUCACGGAGCGUAAACAAAAGCGGAGUGGAACGACACCCACGCCGCCCCCUUCAGAUAUUUUCGCCUUCUAGUACUGCACUUCCGAGCCAAUCGGCGGUCCGCACUGUCCGCAGUAGCAACACAAAAAAAAAAUAAAAAAAAAAAAAGGAAAGUGACAAAAACUCGCGCCGUCGUAUCGCGCGGUAUAGCGGUAUACGCGCGCAUAUUCGCAUAUAUCGUCGCGGCCCAUUUUAGUCGCGGUAGAUCGCGAUGGAACACGCCCAUUCCGCGCUUAUGCAAUCGUAAAUAUCGCCGCGAAAUCGACGCGUUUUUAUGGGCACCGCGUUUUCAAUUAGCUUCACGUACGAGUGUAUCCCUUCCGCGCGUCGCGGACGAAGAUUAUCGCGUCCGAUUAUCGGAGCGAGUUGACAGCUCGACGCUCGGACGUUCGGAUCGUUUCCAUCUGUCUCUCAUUUCUUGCGGCGGGAAGCGAACUCGGCACGGACGCUUAACGGUGCGAUAAAAAGUAAUAAAUCAUUCGAUGGUUAAUCAAAGACCUAUGGUGCAGGCCAAGUAUGAAUUGCUAACCAAACGACAAACGCGCUGGAGAACACAAGUCGUCUGCCUCAUUUUGUCAUUCCUGUUCGUUGCGGUGCUGUUUGUCACGCGCGCCUGGUUCGGCAUACUCCUGCUGAAGACAUCGCGAGCCGACAGAUUCGUCGAGGAACACAUUGACGAUGCCAAGAUUGCUACGUGGCUACGUCGGGCUCGGAUGUACGCCGAGUCGGCGAAGGAGAAUCAGAAUGCGGACAGGAACACAAGUUUCGGCACAUCGGAGCAAUACCACCACGAUACAACCAGCCAGGUCCUCGUAUGCUACUAUACAAUACCGGGGGACCUGAACACGUCGUGGGAGCUCAGUCCGUCGCACAUUGACCCUCAUAUUUGUACGCAUAUUAUCGUGGGUUUUGCGGGCGUGGUGAACAGUACGCUCGACAUAGGUAACAAUGCGUGGGUGUACGAGCGAGUAGUCGCUCUAAAAAAUCUCAAACCAAACUUGAAGGUCAUGAUUAGUGCCGGCGGAUACAAUGAGCUCCACGAUGGUUUCUCCGAGAUGGUGAAAAAUCACGCAAAUAGAAAAAAGUUUAUCCAAUCAGUAUUAAAUGUAACUAAGACUUUCCGCUUGGACGGCUUUGACGUUGACUGGGAGUUUCCAGCCUGGUUAGGAGCGGACGAUCGCGAAAGGAUACGCUUUGUGCAGCUGUUAGAAGAAUUACGAAAGGAAUUUGAUCAUAGCGGACAAAAGUUAAUUUUAACUGUAGCGGUUGCAGCACCACAGGCCAUUGUAGAUCAGAGUUACAGUAUUCCUGAAAUGGCAGAGCACGUCGACUUUAUAAACCUUAUGUCGUACGAUUAUCACUUUUAUGUUUGGUACUUCCCAGUGACAGAUCUGAACGCCCCGCUCUUUCCUCGUUGCUCAGAGACAGGCUAUUUGUCCACAUUAAAUGUGAAUUUCUCUGCUCAAUACUGGAUGGCGAAGGGAAUGCCGCGAGAGAAGAUUGUCGUCGGCAUACCGGCUUAUGGCCACUCCUACAAACUGGACAAUCCAUUGAAUCAUAAUUUACAAGCACCAGCCAACGGAUUCGGAAAGCUUGGCGUAAAGGGUUUCGUGUCUUAUCCUACGGUUUGUCAAUUUCUUAAAUCCGGAGCUACGAGCGUCUUUAAUAAGGAGAGCCGUGUACCAUAUACGUUUAAAGGCAGAGAAUGGAUAUCUUAUGACAAUGAGGAGAGCGUUCAUUACAAGAGUACAUGGAUUCGUACCAAUGGCUUUAAGGGAGCCAUGAUACUAUCUUUAAAUGUUGACGAUUGGAACGGCACUUGCUACGGUGCAAACGAAACGUUUCCUUUGACACGUACCAUCUCGAAAGUAUUAUUUAAGGAGUCGGACAAGUAACAAGAUGUCAAAUGUCAAUAGAAAUACUUUAAAUACGCGCAAUCAAUGAAUCUAACUAUUCCGAAAGCUUAAAGCUUACAUUGAAAUGAUCCAUUCCAUUACAUUCCUAUUUAAUGUAUUACUUGAUAUAUAUACUCUACCUCAGUUGCUCAAAAAUUGUUUUAUACAAAUAAGUUGCGGAAGUAUUUUAAUCACCUAGUAUUAUAUGCUGACUAAUAGGGCAUAGCACUUGUACCUGGUUGAGUCAAAUCAAAAAUAUUUAAACGCGAAAAUAUUUAUUUAUACGCGUUAAAUUGUAUAUUAUGUAAAGAUACAUAUGGCGUUUGCUACGUGGCUAUUAUUUCCGUAUGUUUUACAAGCAAAUAAUAUCCGAAAUAAUUUUAAAGUACUCUGUAUAUAAAAUAAUUUCGAAAAGAGAUAUUAAUAUAAUCAUUAAUGAAAAUUCUAAUCGAUUCGAAAAUGCUAUAUUAUCCAGAAUUGUAAGCAUAUAUAAGCGUCAUCUGUUUUCAGAGUAGAUUUUUAAUUCGCGUCAACGUCAGUUUUACUUUUUUAAGUACGUGUAGAUAAGAUAAUUAUUGUUAUAAGUAUUUAAGACAUGUUAACUGAUCUCAUUAUAACAAUAUCACGAAGUAUAAAAUAUAUGAAACUGUUUUGCCCGAAA
Temnothorax curvispinosus is the source of this 2786-nucleotide messenger RNA. RefSeq names its product acidic mammalian chitinase-like. The record is from RefSeq and is a predicted model, not a curated record. Gene Ontology annotation, cellular component: extracellular region. The transcript has 6 exons. Gene Ontology annotation, molecular function: chitinase activity; chitin binding. NCBI's taxonomy places the organism in Eukaryota, Metazoa, Arthropoda, Insecta, Hymenoptera, Formicidae. Gene Ontology annotation, biological process: chitin catabolic process; carbohydrate metabolic process. Bases 713 to 2125 code for a protein of 470 amino acids.